AUUUAAGAAUGAUUCUGUCUGCAAUACAAUCCACCGUUGCUUAAUAUUCUCUCUCUCUAUACCCUUGAAGAAGAACAUAUCUAUCUAUCUAUCUAACCUUUCUGCAAUUCCCUACUUUCUCUUCAUUGCUUUCCAAGCCAAGAAUCUCUCCCUCUACCACUUCCCUCAUAGAUUCUUCUCCCUUCCUUUUCAACCUCUAUUAACGAUGUUCUUUAAUUACUCUUCUUUUUCAUCUCUCUCUCUACCUCCACAUCAUUUUCAUUUUCAUUUUCCCUUCUCUUUCUCUUUCUCUUACAUAACCACAAAAUCUAUAAGUUUCCAUCAUCCUUAUGGCUCCUCCUUCAGAUAUCAAUGAUCUUUCUCACCCUUGCAUAUACGGGGAGUUUUCAUCUUCAUACUCAGAAAGGAAGUCUGGUUUUAUGAAAUGGUUUGGUAAGGUUUUCAAAAUUGGAUCUAAUAGAGGAAAAGGUGGUGGUCAUCAUUUGCAGCAACCUGUGGAGGAAAACAUGGCUUGGAGAGCUCCACCUAGAUCCUUGGAUAACCGUGCUAGAUCUAAGAAGGAGGAAGAGGAUUUGAAUGCAAAGAGACCAUCAGGAUAUAGAUGGCCGACAGGAACUGAUGAUGAUUAUACAAAGGCACUUCAGGAUCGCAUGCAUUCAUCUCUACAUCCUCCAUAUGCCCCUUUACCUUUUUAUCCCCGGGGAUACAGUAUGCCAUCACAUAUCCGGAUAUGUGGAGGGUGCAGCCAAGAGAUAUUCUACGGAAAUUGUUUGGGAGUCGAACAUAGUUACUUUCAUCCGGACUGCUUUCGGUGUCACUCUUGUCAUCACCCUAUUACUGAGCGCGAGUUUUCUUUGUCAGGGAAGCAUCCAUAUCACAAGUAUUGUUUUAAAGAAUUGUCUCAUCCUAAAUGUGAAGUUUGCCAUCAUUAUAUACCGAUAAAUGCUUCUGGUUUGAUCGAGUAUAGGUGUCAUCCCUUUUGGAACCAAAAGUAUUGUCCUUCUCAUGAAUAUGAUAAUACAGCUCGCUGUUGUAGUUGUGAAAGAUUAGAGUCUCGCGGUGAAAGAUACUUUAGAUUGGAAGAUGGACGGAUUUUGUGCUUUGAGUGCAUGGAAUCUGCUAUAACAGAUACUGGUGAAUGCCAACCUCUUUAUCAUGCUAUUAGAGACUAUUAUGAAGGAAUGAAUAUGAGAAUCGAUCAACAAAUCCCCAUGCUUCUAGUUGGGAGAGAAGCACUUAAUGAAGCCAUUGUUGGAGAGAAGAAUGGUUUCCAUCACCUGCCAGAAACAAGAGGCUUGUGCCUUUCAGAAGAGCAGACUGUCACCAGUGUCCAUAGAUGGUCAAGAAUUGGAGGCCAUCGAUUAAUGGGUAUGCGAACUCAACCUCAAAAGCUGAUUAGAAAAUGUGAAGUUACAGCUAUUCUUGUUCUCUAUGGUCUUCCGAGGUUACUCACAGGUGCUAUCCUUGCCCAUGAGUUGAUGCAUGGUUGGUUACGCCUUAAAGGUUACCGCAACCUUGAUCCUGCAGUAGAGGAAGGUAUUUGUCAGCUUCUUUCUUACUUGUGGCUUGAUGCAGAAGUGAUGUCAGGGUCUAGAACCAUGCCAUCAACAUCAUCAGCUUCUUCUUCUUCCUCUUACUCAUCGAAGAAAGGUGUGAAAUCCAAAGUUGAGAAUAAAUUGGGUGAAUUUUUCAUGAACCAGAUUGCAAAUGAUUCUUCCCCAGCUUAUGGUGGAGGCUUUAGAUCAGCUAAUGCAGCUGUUAAUAGAUACGGUUUACGCUGUACUCUCGAGCAUAUUCGUUUAACUGGUCAGUUCCCACUGUAAUAAAAACAACUUCUUUAAGAAGUUUGGAUUGUAGUGUUUGAUGUUGGAUUGAUUUAAAUCCAACACACAAUGUUGUUGGAUAGCUUUUCCUCCUGCCAUUUCAUGUCUCUGAGGGGAAGGUGUGUUCUAUAAGAAUGUCCAAAUAUAAAUUCACUACUAUUAUGCAUGCCUUUUAAUUCAAGACAAUGUUCUUCGUAUA
Messenger RNA from Cicer arietinum (chickpea), 2022 nucleotides. RefSeq names its product protein DA1-related 2-like. The record is from RefSeq and is a predicted model, not a curated record. NCBI's taxonomy places the organism in Eukaryota, Viridiplantae, Streptophyta, Magnoliopsida, Fabales, Fabaceae. Gene Ontology annotation, molecular function: ubiquitin binding.